Messenger RNA from Aphanomyces astaci, 210 nucleotides. RefSeq lists its product as hypothetical. The record is from RefSeq and is a predicted model, not a curated record. NCBI's taxonomy places the organism in Eukaryota, Oomycota, Saprolegniomycetes, Saprolegniales, Verrucalvaceae. The transcript has 2 exons. The coding region runs from base 1 to 210 and encodes 69 amino acids.
AUGACGGACCACCAAUACAUCAGCGAAGACUACCUGGCGAUGGCCGUGACUCUGCGGUUCACCGUGCCUCCAACAGUGGUCCCUGAUCUACGAGCAUCAAGACACGCCGACGAUCAAGUGCUCGUCUCAUCGAUGAACUUGGCCCACAACCACGCCCUUCGCCACGACAAACCGCGUCGGCAUCAUCAAGGCAUUCGAACGACUUGGUAA